Molecule: messenger RNA, 1619 nt
Organism: Populus trichocarpa (black cottonwood)
Lineage: Eukaryota; Viridiplantae; Streptophyta; Magnoliopsida; Malpighiales; Salicaceae
Product: triacylglycerol lipase 2
Exons: 9
Coding region: 261-1493 (410 amino acids)
Biological process (GO): lipid metabolic process
Molecular function (GO): hydrolase activity, acting on ester bonds
Source: RefSeq, a predicted model, not a curated record
UUUCUGAUCACCCCCUUAGUAAGAAGCAAUCUAGGAUAUUACGAACAUGGAAUAAUUAAUGCCAGCUAGGAAUUCUAAAUCAUCAGUGAAGUAGAUGAUGAAGACUUCUUCUACGAGGAGAGGCUCCAUUAGAUACCUUAUUUAGACCACUAUUGUUGUCUUAAGAUCUCGUGAUCAAAAUAUAUACUCCUUUCUGUUCGUAUCCUUGAUUAUGCUAGUAUAAAAUUUGCCAAACAUGAAAGAAAACAUAUCAUAGGAACAUGGCCAACAGUUUAGCCUUUGUACUUACGCUGACACUUUUCUGUGGGUUGGCAGUUGGCAGCAGUAGAACAAAGUUGUUUUCAGACAAAAGUCAAAAUGGCAUGGCUGCUGCAUUGGCCCCAUCAGUCGGUGAUGGCGUUUGUGCAUCAAUGAUUGAGCCACAAGAUUAUAUCUGCGAAGAACACACGGUGACAACAGAAGAUGGCUAUAUUCUCAGCUUGCAGAGAAUCCCAGUAGGGCGAUCCGGCGGGACUCGAGGAAACAGACCCCCAGUUCUGUUGCAGCAUGGACUACUAAUGGAUGGAAUUACCUGGCUGCUGCUACCUCCAGAUCAAUCUUUGGCAUUCCUCUUGGCUGAUAAUGGCUUUGAUGUAUGGAUUGCUAACACUCGGGGAACCAAAUAUAGUCGCGGCCAUGUGUCCCUCAGUCCAGACGACUCAGCUUAUUGGGAUUGGACUUGGGAUGAGCUGGUCACAUACGAUCUUCCAGCUACCUUCCAGUAUGUUCAUCAUCAAGCAGGACAAAACCUGCACUAUGUUGGACAUUCACUGGGAACUUUGAUUGCUCUAGCUGCCUUUUCAAAGAGCCAGCUGGUGAAUUCAUUGAGGUCAGCCGCCUUACUUUGUCCAAUUGCUUAUGUUGGUCAGAUGUCCUCUCCGCUUGCAAGAAAUGCUGCCAAAGAUUUUCUUGCUGAGGCCUUACACUGGUUGGGUCUCAAUGAAUUUGAUCCAAGAGGGGAAGCUGUUGUAAAAUUGCUUAAGAUCAUCUGCAACAAACCAGGUGUUGACUGCACCGACUUGUUAACUUCUUUCACAGGCCAGAAUUGCUGCCUGAAUUCUUCCAUAGUGGAUGUGUUUCUCAGCCACGAGCCUCAAUCAACAGCAACAAAGAACAUGAUCCAUAUCUCUCAGAUGAUCAGAGAAGGAACCAUUGCAAUGUACGAUUACGACGACGACGAGAAGAACAGAGAACACUACGGGCAGACAAGUCCUCCAGUGUACAAUAUGACAAGCAUUCCAAAUGACCUCCCUCUCUUCCUCUGCUAUGGAGGAGCAGAUGCUCUUUCUGAUAUUAAUGACGUGCAACUCUUGCUCGAUAGUCUGAAAGAUCAUGAUGGAGAUAAGCUUGUAAAGCAGUACAGAGUUGACUAUGCUCAUGCAGAUUAUGUUAUGUCUGCAAAUGCUAAGCAGGAUGUGUAUGAUCCUCUCAUAGCCUUCUUUAGACUUCAGUAAGAAUUUCUCUGGUCAUAGAGAGAAAAAAAAGAAAAAGGGGGGGCGGGGGUCAAUUUGUCAUUUCAUUACAUGGUUGCCUUUUUCUCUGGGUGUAAUCAGAAUUUAAAUUUGUUCAGUUUGGAUUCU